Messenger RNA from Brassica oleracea var. oleracea, 1825 nucleotides. Its product is annotated as probable polyol transporter 6. Lineage: Eukaryota; Viridiplantae; Streptophyta; Magnoliopsida; Brassicales; Brassicaceae. The record is from RefSeq and is a predicted model, not a curated record. Gene Ontology annotation, biological process: transmembrane transport. Gene Ontology annotation, cellular component: membrane. The transcript has 2 exons. Gene Ontology annotation, molecular function: myo-inositol:proton symporter activity; carbohydrate:proton symporter activity. The coding region runs from base 140 to 1663 and encodes 507 amino acids.
GAGAAAAAGAUAUUGUGAACCAAACUCAUAACUAACUUUCAGAUACAGACUUCUAAUUAACUGGGAGAGACAGAGAUAAAGUCUGUAUACUCUAUAGUUGGUUUGCAAUAUUUUCUGAUAACGUGGUGAUAAACUAAUCAUGGAAGAUCAGGUCAUCCCCAGCAAGAAUCCGGAUCCCGUCGAUCAGAAGCCGACCAAUGAAAAGCCACCCGGAGUUAAUAGAUACGCUCUUCAGUGUUCUAUUGUCGCCUCUAUCGUCUCCAUCAUCUUUGGUUACGAUACUGGUGUUAUGAGUGGAGCAAUGGUGUUUAUUGAAGAAGAUCUAAAGACUAACGAAGUUCAGAUCGAAGUUCUCACCGGAAUCCUCAACCUUUGUGCCCUUUUCGGAUCAUUACUCGCUGGAAGAACAUCGGACAUAAUCGGACGUCGUUACACAAUCGUCUUAGCUUCAAUACUGUUCAUGUUAGGUUCAGUAUUAAUGGGCUGGGGUCCAAAUUAUCCCGUUCUCCUAACCGGUAGAUGCACAGCCGGUCUAGGCGUCGGUUUUGCUCUAAUGGUUGCUCCGGUUUACUCAGCCGAGAUAGCAACCGCUUCACAUAGAGGACUCUUAGCUUCUCUUCCUCAUCUUUGCAUCAGUAUAGGGAUUUUACUAGGUUACCUAGUCAAUUACUUCUUCUCCAAGUUACCAAUGCAUAUCGGUUGGAGACUGAUGCUCGGCAUAGCUGCGAUCCCCUCGCUAGUGCUAGCGUUAGGGAUCUUGAAAAUGCCGGAGUCUCCACGGUGGUUGGUCUUACAAGGCCGUCUCGGAGAAGCCAAGAAGAUACUGAAGUUAGUAUCGAACUCGCCUGAAGAAGCUGAGAUACGGUUUAAAGACAUCAAAACCGCUGCUGGAAUCGACGCAAAUUGUGAAGAUGAAGUUGUGAAGAUGGAGAACAAGAAGACUCACGGUGAAGGAGUGUGGAAAGAGCUGAUCUUAAGACCAACACCUGCGGUAAGACGAGUUCUUUUGACUGCGUUAGGGAUUCAUUUCUUCCAGCACGCCACGGGUAUCGAAGCCGUGCUUUUAUACGGUCCGAAGAUCUUUAAGAGGGCAGGGAUCACGGCUAAAGACAAGCUUUUCUUGGUUACAAUCGGUGUCGGAAUCAUGAAGACGACGUUUAUCUUCAUAGCGACUUUCUUGCUUGACAAGGUAGGUCGAAGGAAGCUUUUGUUGACCAGCGUUGGAGGAAUGGUUUGUGCGUUGACGAUGUUAGGGUUUGGGCUCACGAUGGCUCAGAACUCUGGCGGGAAACUAGCUUGGGCUUUGGUAUUAAGCAUAGUUUCUGCUUAUAGUUUUGUUGCGGUUUUCUCUAUUGGGCUUGGGCCGAUAACUUGGGUGUACAGCUCUGAGGUGUUCCCGUUGAAGCUUAGGGCGCAAGGAGCGAGUCUUGGAGUUGCGGUGAAUAGAGUGAUGAAUGCUACGGUGUCCAUGUCGUUUUUGUCGCUGACUAGGGCGAUAACAACCGGAGGAGCUUUCUUUAUGUUUGCUGGAGUUGCGGCGGUGGCGUGGAACUUCUUCUUCUUCCUAAUGCCGGAGACGAAAGGUAAGUCGCUUGAAGAGAUCGAAGCGCUUUUUCAAAGAGAUGGUGAUAAUAAAACAAAAGGAGAGAACGUCACCGUUUAAUAUGUUUGUGUUUUUCUUUUUGUUUGCCACUCUCUUUUAGCGUUUGCGAUGUUCUUUGUGUGUGGCUUUUAUCAUAAGCCAACGGUCACGUUCGGCGCACAGUUUUAGUAUUUGUUAACAAUUUAUGAUCAACGACUCAUAAAUCGCCAGUUUUUUAGCGUU